CCAAAAAAAACCCAUAGAGUGUGUAAAACAGAGUUCGUUGUGACUUGCAGCCUCCUCUGUUUUUCUGUCUCUCACUCUUUACCUGAGAAAGGGAAAAAAUAGUCUUAAAUUGACGAUUUUUUGUAAAAUUCCUCCAUGGAUUGGGUUCGUGGUGAAGUUGUUGGUCAUGGAAGUUUUGGAAAAGUCAAUCUUGUAAUACCCAAAAAACAGAGUACUCAAUUUAUUCCAUCAAUGGUAGUAAAAUCAUCUGGGGUUUCUCACUCUGCUUCCCUUGUGAACGAGAAGAAAGUCUUUGAUGAACUCAAUGGGUGCUCAGAGAUCGUACGAUGUUUCGGUGAGAGUUAUUCGUUUGAAAACGGGGAAAAAUUGUACAAUUUGUUGCUGGAGUAUGUUUCUGGAGGUUCGUUAGCGGAAAAGCUUAAGAAAUCGGAGAAUCAUAAGUUGUCGGAAUUUGAAGUUAGUGGAUACACAAAGGGUAUACUUAGUGGGCUUCAGUAUGUACAUAAAAUUGGGUAUGUUCAUUGCGAUAUAAAGCUUCAAAAUAUUCUUGUUGGUGAAGAUGGUAAAGUGAAAAUCGCUGAUUUUGGAUUGGCAAAGAGUGUUGGAAUCAAGAAAGAUGAUGAUUUGCGAUGUGAAUUGAGGGGUACCCCAUUGUACAUGUCGCCGGAGAUGAUCACCGGCGGCGAACAGGGUACUCCGGCGGACAUAUGGGCACUUGGGUGUGUGGUGGCUGAGAUGAUUGCCGGAGUUCCAGCUUAUAGAUUCUCCAAUGUUACAGAACUGUUAAUGGCAAUUGGAGUUAAAAAUCAGUUGCCCCAAAUCCCUGAGGAAUUAUCAGAAGAAGGAAAGGAUUUUCUAAACAAAUGCUUUGUGAAAGAUCCAGCAAAGAGAUGGACAGCUGAGAUGCUUCUAAAACAUCCGUUUGUGGUUAAUCAUGACACUGUUACAUUCAAUGAAGAAAUCAAGAGUGGAGUUCCAUCAAUAUCUCCUAAAUGCCCAUUUGAUUUUCCAGAUUGGGUAUCUGAUGACUAUGCUCAAUCAUCAAUAACAUGUUCAAUUACUUUUCUGCCCUCGCCGGAAAAUCAAGAAAGGCUGAAUUUGAGCAGUGGGGAUUGGUCUACUUCGCCGGGGGAGAGGCUCCGGGGGCUAGUGACUGAAUUUAGACCUGAAUCUGAAUGGUGUUCUGCUGAUGACUGGGUUACUGUUAAGUGAUUUCAACUUUAAGCAAUUAAUUACAAAUAUGGUGGAAGAGAAAAGCCAAAGCCAGAGCCAAAAGCAGAUUUUCCAGAUUUUUGAGGAUAUCUUUUAGGGGUCUGGUUUCUUAUUUUAGUGAUUAGGCACUAGGCUAGUUCAAUUCUUUUUAUUUUUAUGGUACAUAACAUUGGUUUCCACAUUUAGUACAAUACAAUAGGUUCUGAAUUAUUAUCAAGGCAGCUUAUUUACACUCAGCAAAGUGUACAUUGUUGGAUUAUACUAGUAGAAUUUUAUAGUGAUUGAUUUCUUGCUAAUGGAAAUUGCAGAAUGACAGUAUUUUUUGAUGUAUGUACGACGUAACGGAAAUCUUGAUC
Solanum dulcamara is the source of this 1568-nucleotide messenger RNA. Its product is annotated as mitogen-activated protein kinase kinase kinase 20-like. The transcript has a single exon. Bases 136 to 1212 code for a protein of 358 amino acids. Gene Ontology annotation, biological process: protein phosphorylation. The record is from RefSeq and is a predicted model, not a curated record. Gene Ontology annotation, molecular function: ATP binding; protein kinase activity. NCBI's taxonomy places the organism in Eukaryota, Viridiplantae, Streptophyta, Magnoliopsida, Solanales, Solanaceae.